Molecule: messenger RNA, 2183 nt
Organism: Candoia aspera
Lineage: Eukaryota; Metazoa; Chordata; Lepidosauria; Squamata; Candoiidae
Gene: IRF2
Product: interferon regulatory factor 2
Exons: 10
Coding region: 563-1615 (350 amino acids)
Biological process (GO): regulation of transcription by RNA polymerase II; immune system process
Cellular component (GO): nucleus
Molecular function (GO): DNA-binding transcription factor activity, RNA polymerase II-specific; RNA polymerase II cis-regulatory region sequence-specific DNA binding
Source: RefSeq, a predicted model, not a curated record
AUUGGACUGCUCGCUUCUUCUCGCCUUGUUUUGCUUUCGAUCUGGCGUCAGGACUAAUCCCCGCCAAUACAGAGGAGGAAUAACUUUUAGUUUUGCUCCCGCGAUUUAUUCCGCCGCCGGUUUUCCUUUCCAUUUUGCGUCUCUUGGCAACCGUGACAACCUUGAGGAAUUACAUAAAUACCGCGAAACACAUUAUUGGGAAGAGAUCGACGGGAAGGACGUGGUUCUCUUUCAGGCACCGCAGCCCGAGGACGGACUUUGGGUGGGGGCGGCAGGCGCGGCGGCGAAACAUGUCAGCGGCAGAAACAAAAGCCGAGAGCCGCUCUGCCUCCCCUUUUAGCGUCGUCGGGGCGCGGAGAAACGGGCUUUCGGAGUGCGCAAAAACUCGCGGAAUGUCACAGCCGAGGCGGGUCUCGCCGGGCGGGGGAUCCCCAAAGCAACUUUCCUUCAACCCCAGCGGAGACGAGCUCAUGGAGUUGCGGAGCGGGCGCUGCUUGGCGAUCCCGGGAUCCGCGGGCCAGGCGGAUAGGCGCUCUCCUGGUGGGGGAACCGAGAGGAAACAAUGCCUGUGGAAAGAAUGCGAAUGCGGCCAUGGCUAGAGGAACAAAUAAAUUCGAAUAAAAUCCCAGGGCUGAAAUGGCUAAAUGAGGAAAAGAAGAUUUUUCAGAUUCCUUGGAUGCAUGCUGCACGUCAUGGGUGGGAUGUUGAGAAAGAUGCUCCUUUAUUUCGGAAUUGGGCCAUUCACACUGGAAAGUACCAGCCAGGAGUCGAUAAAGCAGAUCCAAAGACAUGGAAGGCCAAUUUUCGAUGUGCGAUGAACUCCUUGCCAGACAUAGAAGAAGUUAAAGACAAAAGCAUCAAGAAAGGGAACAAUGCUUUCAGGGUGUAUCGGAUGCUGCCAUUAUCUGAGAGGCCUUCUAAGAAAGGAAAGAAACCCAAGUCUGACAAGGACGAUAAAAUGAAACAAAUUAAGCAAGAACCAGAGGAGUGCUCUUAUCAACUGAGUAAUGGAACAAGUCCAGAAUUUUCUAAUUACUGCUUAUCUUCCACAAUAAAAACUGAAGUCGACAGUACAAUAAACAUUGUAGUUGUAGGCGAAUCACACUUUGAAGUUGGUUCUGAGGAUCAUAUGAUAGUUCCCAAUCCUCCAGAUGUUUGCCAAGUAGUAGAGGUGACAACAGAAUGUGAUGACCAGCCCAGCUGUAUGAGUCAACUAUAUCCACUACAAAUCUCCCCUGUCUCCUCCUAUGCAGAGAGUGAAACAACAGAUAGCAUCCCAAGUGAUGAAGAAAAUGCACAAAGUCAACUUCAGUGGCAAAAGAAAAACAUCGGUGGGAAACAAUACUAUAGCAAUUUGGGGACAAGGAAUCCACCUUACCCACUUCCUGGUAUGGCCACCUUUGUGACUUCUAACCAACCUGACCUCCAGGUGACCAUCAAAGAAGAAAGCUGCCCUUACAGCAGCUCAUGGCCUUCUUUCCCAGAUCUUCCUCUCCAACAAAUAGUGUGCUCAGCUUCUACCAGCUACAGCAGCCGGCCUCCCGAUCAUGAGAACCGGGCAAGCGUCAUCAAGAAAACCUCAGAUAUCACUCAGUCAAGAGUCAAGAGCAGCUAAACCAUUCGCUGAUAUGUUCCCAGUAGAUGUUAUCUUGUGGCUUUGAGGAGCAUAUCUAAUGGACAUUUUACAAAUUUAAGGAAACAAGCCUGGAGAGUGCAGGAUAUGACUGUUCAACUCCAGCAUUGGCGCAUCUUAAACUCAGGACUCCAUUCAUGAGAAUGUCAGAGUUCCAAGAUUACAGCCCAGGGAAUGGAGGUUCACAUUAGCAGUAUGUGGUCAAGCUCCAUCAAGAGGACCAAUAGUCCCUCCCAAAUAGAGGCACCUCACUUCUUGUAGUCACCAUAGUGGAACUCCAAACUUUUGGAAUGAAAGAAAAAAUGUGAACUCGCUGGAUUUUUUUUUCUGCAGAAUCUAUUGUGAAUAUGUACAUAGUGCAGCACUAGCAAUAUUGCAGUCUGCUUUCGCACCUUAUUAAAAAAAAUAGCACUUGCAAAAAAGGCCUUUUAAUUAAUGGCACAUUUAAAGCUCCAGGUCUGGUCUCUGUGAGAGCUUCUCUGACAUAUGUAGCCUUGGAAUCUGGAAAUACAAAUUAAAAGGGAAGGUGAAACUUCCUGUGUACAUUUCA